Messenger RNA from Hibiscus syriacus, 1716 nucleotides. RefSeq names its product rhamnogalacturonan I rhamnosyltransferase 1-like. Gene Ontology annotation, cellular component: cytoplasm. The coding region runs from base 149 to 1291 and encodes 380 amino acids. Lineage: Eukaryota; Viridiplantae; Streptophyta; Magnoliopsida; Malvales; Malvaceae. The record is from RefSeq and is a predicted model, not a curated record. The transcript is spliced from 10 exons.
CGCCAAAACCCUAACUUGCUUUCUUUAUUUUCCUGAAAGCUUCUCUCUCUGUGUUUUUUAUUUUGUUUUCAGUAACAUUCUUCAAAUUAUUUCCAUUUCCUUUUUCUUUUCCCCCUCCUGGUUUGUGGUCGGGGUUCGAGUUUUUAAGAUGAAUAUCGAGCAAAAGCAAGCCGAGUUCAUCGAUCACUUCGUUAAGCAAGCGUCGGCUCAGAAGGGGACAACCCUUGUUUAUGUUAUCGUCGAAGCGACGUCUCAUCCUUCACUCUUCACCUUCUCCGAGAUUCUUACCGUGCCCACCGUCGCUGAGGUAAAGACCUAUUCCGUCAUCAGUUUCUUUUUCUUACCGUGCAGUGUUGACGGGAUUGGGAAAAAGGGAGGGAUGAGAAUUGGAGUAAUGAGAGGCGGCGGCGGAGGAGGAGGAGGAGGAGGAGGAGGGGAGAGAAUGGAUAAGCUGAAAAAAGGUUCGAGAAUGAAGCUGUGGAUCAUACGCGCCGCUAUAUCGGUGUUGCUUUGGACUUGCAUCGUACAGUUAACGACCUUGAGAGAGACAUGGGGACCUAGCGUCCUUAAGAGUUGCCCUUCCUGUUUCUCUCAUCAAGAUUCUUUCGUUUCCGCCAUUGAAGACAAAGUUCCUUCCGUUCCCGCCCGUGUAAUUCCUCCCAAAAGGGUUUAUAAGAACAAUGGAUACUUGAUGGUUUCAUGUAAUGGAGGUCUCAAUCAAAUGCGAGCAGCAAUUUGUGACAUGGUUACCAUUGCAAGAUAUUUGAAUGUCACCCUUAUAGUCCCGGAGUUGGAUAAAACAUCCUUCUGGGCUGAUCCCAGUGAAUUUCAAUAUAUAUUUGAUGUGAAUCAUUUCAUCACAUCACUGAGAGAUGAGGUUUGGAUAUUAAAGGAGAUGCCUCCUAGGCUUAAGAGGAGAGUGGAAAUGAGGAUUGUGUAUUCGAUGCUGCCAAUUAGCUGGUCGGAUAUGUCCUACUAUCAUAACCAGAUUCUUCCUCUGAUACGGAAGUAUAAAGUUGUACAUUUGAAUAGAACUGAUGCUCGACUUGCCAACAAUGGACAGAGUUUAGAUGUUCAGAAGCUGCGAUGUCGUGUAAAUUUUAAUGCUUUAAGAUUCACUCCUCAGAUUGAGGAGUUAGGUAAACGAGUUGUUAAGCUUCUGAGGCAAAAUGGACCUUUCAUAGUACUUCACCUUCGAUAUGAAAUGGAUAUGCUAGCCUUUCCUCUCAAGAAUUUUCCUUUUGAGGAAAGUUGGAUCAGCUACGAAUAUGUUUUGAGAAAAAGGAUUUGAUUUCUGUGUACGAAGAUAAAGUGAAGGGUUUGGUGAAGAAACUUCUUGCUCUUGAUGGAGUUUCAGAAAGUGAGGUCUGCUUUGAAGAUUUCCUUUGGGCGAAUUCUAUAUUUUGGUCUCGUGCUCUGAACCUUCCUCUUCUACAUUCUUAUGUAUUUCCCCAAAUUCAAGAAGAUACCGAGACAACCUGUCCAAUUGAAAGAAGUUCUGAGGUGACCAUCAGUCAUAGUGGACUAAGUGGAGAGCCUGUUAAUGAAAUUGAUGGAAAAAGAUUUGAGGGUCAUGAGAAUGAUAACAAAGUCAAUGGAGAAACUUCCACAUCGAAACAAGAAGAAACUGUCUGGGUGGAGGGUCUUCUCCCUGGCAUUGACUUUUGCAACCAUGAUAUACUUGAAGGCAGUGGCAACAUGGGAAGUUCCUGUCCC